Messenger RNA from Rhinopithecus roxellana (golden snub-nosed monkey), 3607 nucleotides. It is a transcript of the gene WDR27, whose product is annotated as WD repeat domain 27. Gene Ontology annotation, molecular function: protein binding. The record is from RefSeq and is a predicted model, not a curated record. Lineage: Eukaryota; Metazoa; Chordata; Mammalia; Primates; Cercopithecidae.
CAAGGUGCAGAGAGGAGGAGGAAUGGAGCAUGAAGAUAAAGUGUGCCUCCUGAGGCAAUCAAAGCCCUGUUGUGUUGUAAGAGCUGGAAGAAAGGGUAAAUAGAAAGAGUCGCAGUGGAGGGAGGAGGUGGUGAAGAGCAAGAGAGGCAGAGGUUGGGUUAGCAGAAUCCCUCAGGGCCAGCAUGAGGAGCACAGGGAUGGAUUUUUUGAAUCCACAUGACCACUAUGCGGACUGCACGGGUGGGCCUUUGAAUCCACAUGGCCAGCGUGAGGACCACAUGGCUGGGCCUUCAAAUCCACAUGACCCCCUUGAGGACUGCAUGGGUGGAUUUUUCGAGUCCACAUGACCAGCAUGAGGACUGUACAGGUGGGCCUUUGAAUCCACAUGGCCAGCAUGAGGACCGCAUGGGUGGGCCUUUGAAUACCCACAGCCUGCAUGACCCUGCUGGAUGUUUGGGUGCUUGCCCAUCACUUUCUAAGCAUUUCUGUUGUCUGUGCCUUUAAGUGCAUCGAUUGCUGACCUGCAGUGGGGUGUGGGGUACAAUAGAAUCAAGGAUGACCCCAGAGCCAUUCCCGCCUGUUUCUGAAGUGAUUGUGCUGUGAAGUUAAGUGUAAAGUUGGAUGAAGAUCUGAAAUGUUUCAUUGUCACUGUUUCAUUAGUUUAUGCUUUAUGAAACAUAGCCAGUGAAUCACUGAUUAUAGAACCUGUGGUAGCUUAACUGUAAUCACACAGGGUGUUGUGAAACUGUUCAAUAAAGCCCAGUUUAGCUAUGGGAGAUGUGGGUUCCAAUUGCAGUUCCCUAACAACUGAUUUGCUGUGGUCAAUUCAGAAAAUAACUUUGUGUCUUAGUCAUUUCAGUAACCAACGUUUAGAAUGCUAAGUGCCAGCGCUGCCCCGAUGCCAUAUGGAUCGUUGUUUAGUCUUGGCCUCUCAGUAGCUGUUCUCAUUUUACAGUUGUAGAAGCUGAUUGAGAAAGCCUAAGCAAGGUCUGUUAAGUGGGAAUAGUGGAAUUUGAGUCAAGGUUUGUUUAAUUGGAAAGCCCAUGAGAGGAAUGGAGCAGUUGUGAAUGUGGAACCUCCAGAGUUUUCAGCGAUUUCUCUUGUUUUUGCUUGGGGUGAGGAGAGGUGAAUAAAUAGGUAUGAUGUGGUAUGUGUGUGUGGUCAAACUAGUACCUAUCAAUAGGUAAUAGACUUUUUUUCUAUAUUAAAUAUGAUACCUAUAGUCAUCUUGUAUGUACUUUUUGUUUUCAGAUUGAAGAUGGAAAAUCCCCAGGACAAUUUCUCAAGUAAUGGUGGCUGUCUAAGUGAUGCAGUUACAGAAAAAUACCUGGUUGAAUCCAAGGAGUCUGUGUCUCAUGUUCAGCUUGCUUGUAGCAUGCAGGACUGUGCUUUCCCUUUGGAUGGGACUGAGCUUUGUAUAUGGAACACGAAGAGUCCUUCUCAUCAGCUUCUAAUCUUACGAGGACACCAUCAGCCAAUUACUGCUAUGGCUUUUGGAAAUAAAGUGAACCCACUUCUAAUCUGCUCAGCAUCGCUGGAUUAUGUUAUAAUGUGGAACCUGGAUGAAUGUAGAGAGAAAGUACUUCAAGGGCUGGUCCCUCGAGGGACUGUCGUGGGCUCGCUUUUGGGAAAGGUGCUGUGUUUACAGUUGAGCCCGGAUGAUCAUGUUGUUGCCGUAUGUGCUGGAAACAAAGUAUUCACACUGGAUAUUGAGACUCAGGCUGUCCGGGCUGAGCUGCAGGGCCACCUGGGCCCAGUGACUGCGGUGGAGUUCUGUCCCUGGCGAGCAGGCACCCUCAUCUCGGUGUCCGAGGACAGAGGCUUUAAGGUCUGGGACCAUUGUACAGGAUCAUUAAUAUACAGUUCAUCUGUGUUAUCAGCAUAUCCUCUUCUCAGCUUGUUCAUUGAUGCAGAAAGCAGGCAGCUGGUCACUGGGUGUGCUGACGGCCAGCUUUGGGUCUUCAGUUUGAUGGAUGAACACCACUAUCGUCGUGGGGCACGGGUUGACCUAAGGAAGAAGACGGAGACUUUCUCCACGAGAAGGCUCAAGUCUGGGCUGUGCAGUCAGCCAGAAGAAAGCCAGCUUCCCUCUACAAGUGUUCUGGGAAAAGGAGAGCAGGUUGAAGUAACAUUUCCUGUACUGAGACUUGCACCCUGCGAUCUCUCACUCAUCCCAAAUUCUGCAUGUGGAUGUCUUUCUUCUGAGAACACCCAGUGCAUGUGGAUUGGAAGUUCGGUGGGCUUGUUCAUAUUUAACCUGGCAAACCUGGAAGUGGAAGCUGCUUUAUAUUACAGGGAUUUCCAGAGCCUCAGCAUCCCGCUGGCCGGAUCGUGUGCCCUGGGGAACCGCACCGCGGAUCACAAGACGCUGUGCUUGCUGGCCUCCCUCUUUGGCGGGAAGAUUGCCGUGUUGGAGAUCGACCUGGCCGCGCUGGUCAGGGCUCAGCAGUGCCCCGGCCUGAGGCAGAGCCUCUGGGUGCCAGCCAGCUCCUGUGUCCUACCGACCUCUCCACUGUAUCUGGAAGUUGCCAAGGAGAAGAGCACCAAGACUGCUAGUGAACGGCGAUGUGCUGCACGGAACGUCAUGAAGGACCAGCGCCUGGUUUUCCACAGUAAAGUUAGGUCAUCUGGUUAUGCGUCAGCACCACAUGUAACUAUGUUUUCACCAAAGACCAACAUCAAGAGUGAAGGGAAAGGAUCUUCGAGACGCAGGAGCAGCUGUGCACGGGAGCCGUACCCCGUGGAGUGUGCUGUGCCCACCAAGCCCGGCCCCCAGGUUGCCGCCGCCCCCACCUGUACACGCGUGUGCUGCCUCCAGUACUCAGGAGAUGGGCAGUGGCUGGCCUGUGGGUUGUCCAACCAUCUAUCCCUCGUUUUUGGUGCCAGGCUGACUGGGACACCUGCUGUGUUUUCAGGUCAUGAUGGGGCGGUGAACACCGUGUGCUGGAGCCAGGACCGGAGGUGGCUGCUCUCUGCGGCCCAGGAUGGGACCCUGCGGGUGUGGUCAGCUCGUGGGGCAGAGCUGGCACUGCUUCUGGGCAGAGACAUGUUUUCUAAACCGAUACAGUCUGCACAGUUUUAUUAUAUAGAUGCCUUUAUAUUGUUAUCUUCUGGCCCUGAAUUUCAGCUACUGAAGUAUCACAUUGACUCUUGCAAAGAUGAGAUGAAGAGAUAUAAACAGAAGAGCAAGUCCAAGCUGAUUUGCAGGCUCUCCACGACCGGUGCAGUAGACAUGACCAGUCUAUCGGCAGUCAACGACUUUUAUUCCCACAUCGUUCUCGCAGCUGGCCGGAACAGGACCGUGGAAGUGUUCGACCUCAACGCCGGCUGCAGUGCAGCGUUGAUAGCAGAAGCCCACUCGCGGCCUGUCCAUCAAAUCUGCCAAAAUAAAGGUUCAUCAUUUACAACCCAACAGCCUCAGGCUUAUAACCUCUUCCUGACCACGGCCAUUGGCGAUGGGAUGAGACUGUGGGACCUGAGAACCCUGAGGUGUGAGCGCCACUUUGAAGGGCAUCCAUCCCGCGGCUAUCCGUGUGGAAUUGCUUUCAGUCCUUGUGGGCGAUUCGCAGCUUGUGGGGCCGAGGACAGACACGUAUGUGUUGUUUGA